UAACCCUAGUCGAAGCUAUAUAUACCUUUCCCACUUCCCCAUGCAUUUAACAUUUUUCUCUUUACAACAAAAUUUUCUGUUUGUUUCCUUGGAAAAUAAGUAGAGCAAAUCAAAUGCAAACCAAUCUUUCUGACAAUUAAUUAGUUCUGGUUUCUGAUCUUGCAUUUUAAAAAGAGAAUUCAAUUGAAUUGUGAAUGAUUGUGAAUAAGGGAAAGAAAUUGAAAUGGCGGAGCGGAGAUUCGGAAUAGGUUACGCUUUGGCACCAAAGAAGCAGAACAGUUUCAUUCAAGAAUCGUUAGUGAGCCUAGCGAAAUCACGCGGCAUCGAUCUAAUCAAGAUCGACACCGAACGUCCGUUAGUGGAUCAGGGACCGUUCGAUUGUGUGCUACACAAGUUGUACGGUGAAGAUUGGAAGAAACAGCUCCAACAAUUUCAAGUUCAGAACCCUAAUGCGACUAUCAUUGAUUCUCCUGAAGCAAUUGAACGGUUACAUAACCGGAUUUCGAUGUUGCAGGUUGUUUCGGAGCUCAAGACUGAGAAUCAGUCUGAAACCUUUGGGAUUCCGAAGCAGAUUGUGAUUUACGACAAGGAAACGCUCUUUGAUCGACAGGCAUGGGAGUCGUUGAAGUUUCCGGUUAUUGCGAAGCCUUUAGUAGCGGACGGCAGUGCGAAAUCGCAUAAAAUGUCUUUGAUUUUUAACCACGAUGGCUUUAAUAAGCUAAAGCCACCAAUUGUUCUUCAAGAAUUUGUUAAUCAUGGAGGAGUUAUUUUCAAGGUUUAUGUUGUUGGUGAUUACGUGAAAUGUGUGAAAAGAAAGUCUUUACCUGACUAUUCUGAAGAGAAACUGAAGGGUCUCGAAGGUUCUUUGUCGUUUUCUCAGGUUUCAAACUUGGCUACCAAUGAGAGAAUCAAUGAGAACUAUUAUGAGAUGAUGCACCUUGAAGACAUUCAGUUGCCUCCUCAGAGUCUUAUAACUGAUAUUGCUAGGGGUUUGAGAAAGGCUAUGAAAUUGAAUCUCUUUAAUUUUGAUGUUAUUAGAGAUACAAGAAUUGGGAAUAGGUAUCUUGUCAUUGAUAUUAAUUACUUUCCGGGUUAUGCCAAAAUGCCUUGUUAUGAGACGGUCUUGACUAAUUUCUUUUGGGAUAUAGUCAAUAAGACUGACGCGGAGGUGUUUGAAGGAACAAGUGAGGAGAAAGCAAGAAGCGUUCCUUGCAAAGAAGAGGGCAAGAUGGGAAGCGAUAUCUGCUGCAAUGACGGGGAAGAAGUAAUAGAAGGGAAACCCCAGUUGACAAAUAUGUAGCAAAUACCUGAGAAGUGUGUCUGGCUCGCUGGUUCAUAGGUUUGGUGAUUUGGGUUAACUGAAAUUGUGUUAAGAAUUUGGAUCCUUGUGCUUAAUUGUGAACCCGAGCGAGUAGCAUAUUUCUCUUUUAGGUAGCAGUUGGUCGGUUGGUACAGUGGUGAAAUAAGUAGGUUGGUUGGUUGCUUCUUGGCGGUAGUUUCAGCCUCUUGACAACAAUAUAUGGUGUUUCAGUGUUUGAUCAUGUAUAUUCCAUCCACCAUUACUCUGGAGAUAGACCUGCUGUGGUUGUGAUCUAUGCGGUUGCUGGCUUUUUAACAUGUUAAUUAGAACCAACAAAUGAGUUACGAAAACAAAAACACAAUAAGCGUGUUAUUUGUUGAGUUGGUAUCUUCUAUUUUGAAGAAAUUGAAGAAGAAGCAAAAAUAUUGAAUAGAAAGUUCUAAUUUUUGUAUAUUUGACUCAGCUGAGACCGUUAUAUUGUCUUGACUUUAAUUGAAACCUUUUUCCUUUCAGUGAGUGAUUGACAUAUUAAUUUUAUUUUUGGAUUUUGUUCAAGGGUGAUAAUUUGACCUGGCUUACAGUUGUUGCUAAUAAUUUGAGAAUUUUAUAUCUCUUUU
Molecule: messenger RNA, 1917 nt
Organism: Pistacia vera
Lineage: Eukaryota; Viridiplantae; Streptophyta; Magnoliopsida; Sapindales; Anacardiaceae
Product: inositol-tetrakisphosphate 1-kinase 1-like
Exons: 2
Coding region: 224-1300 (358 amino acids)
Biological process (GO): inositol trisphosphate metabolic process
Cellular component (GO): cytoplasm
Molecular function (GO): inositol-1,3,4-trisphosphate 5-kinase activity; inositol-3,4,5,6-tetrakisphosphate 1-kinase activity; ATP binding
Source: RefSeq, a predicted model, not a curated record